Messenger RNA from Fusarium verticillioides 7600, 1536 nucleotides. RefSeq lists its product as hypothetical. The record is from RefSeq and is a predicted model, not a curated record. The transcript has a single exon. Lineage: Eukaryota; Fungi; Ascomycota; Sordariomycetes; Hypocreales; Nectriaceae. The coding region runs from base 1 to 1536 and encodes 511 amino acids.
AUGGCUCCUCGAUCCUUUCUCAGUCUUCCGUUCGAACUACGGCACUUGAUCUAUAAAUAUUACUUCACCACGAAGCAAGGCUACCAUUUUAAUCCUACCUCACGCAAGCUCACUGCCGCCCACGGCGAGCCUAUCGACCUCGCCCUCAUGUAUACAUGCCGCUUCAUUGCUGGAGAGACCAAAGAAAUGCCUUUCCUGUACAAUCACAUCUGUUUCAAGACAUUCUAUCAAAAAGAUCUUAGCGUAUGGCUAUGCCGUUUCAAUUGGCUAGUCGCUGCCCAGUUCCGAAAGCAGAUUCAACUCCUCGUUCAGUUAAGCCCGUUUAUCACACCAGAAAUUCACUUUCGUGUUAAAGAAAGGUUUCCAUGGUUUGUUGCCAGUCUCUCCAGCGCACUCACCUACCACAACAACCCAGGACUGGAUUGGCGAGAUCGAUUCGAUAUCUGCCCCAACAACCGAGCUCGAUCUGCGCAUCGAGAAGCUAUCGAGUUCACUUUGCGGCUUCUUUGUGAAGGCUCGGGUGAACAAUUUAUAGACACUACCAAUGAGAGCCUUGUCGGUUGGGAGUAUAGCGGCGGUGCACGGCUCUCGAACUUUCUCGACAGAUGCUACGAGCCCUGGCGUUUCCCUUCAUUAUUGUCCGAUCUUGAAGAGAUGGGGAAUAGGCUUGGAGAUCACAAGGCAUGGCCUUCAAUGACUUCGUGGAAGACCAGCAUACUCCAUAACAUGCAGUAUCGCUCACGUUACCGCUUCUCUGCCGUUUCAACGGCUAUAGGUUUCCUUGAUGCCCUACCUAUCAACAAGAGGUCGUCUCUUCGCAAUAUUACCAUUCACGAAGAUCGCACAUCCGCAGGCGAACCAGAUGGCCAUGCUAUAGGUCUUAUUCCAUUCUGCCAAGAAAACGGGCGGUUGCGGAUCAAACACAAGUUUAGCAUGGUAAGAAAUAUUUUCGAGCGUGCUUACGUGUCUGAAUCUGAACAGGAGGACUGUUGGUCUCCAGAGAUCAUGUUCAGAUUCGCAGGUAAGAAUCUGUACACCGUGGUUGGUAACUGCCUGGCAGAAGCCAUGUAUCUCCCAGACGCUGGUAUGCCUGAUGGUUCCUACACCCUGCUCCUGGAUGGGGAAGAUGCCGGGGAUCUGUGCUCUGCGUUCUUCCAACAAGAGGUCCUCAAGAAAGAGGAUAGGCGGCUGGUCCUGGACCGUGCUCUAAAAGAAGGUCCCAAUAGCGCUUGGGGGGACGAUUACUUAUACGAGAUGAGGUUGCUCCUCAAAGGGCAUGCCGGCGCCCUGGCGCAUCUCUGCAAUAAGACGUCGUUCUUCGAGUCGAAUUUCUAUCCUGGGCAUCUGAAUAACGUAGACGCAUUGAUGGCGCACUACAGGGGAGUUGGGUUGGAGCGCUGCAUAGCUGAACUUGUCUUUGGAGAUAUGGAGUAUGACUACGACUUUGAGUCAUUCAGUCAUGUCCCCAACUGGGGCCCGAUGGUGAUGGAGAACUUUGAGUGGCGGAAACUGCCUGAGGACCGGCCUAUGCCAUAG